Trifolium pratense (red clover) is the source of this 874-nucleotide messenger RNA. Its product is annotated as josephin-like protein. Gene Ontology annotation, molecular function: cysteine-type deubiquitinase activity. Lineage: Eukaryota; Viridiplantae; Streptophyta; Magnoliopsida; Fabales; Fabaceae. The record is from RefSeq and is a predicted model, not a curated record. The transcript has 2 exons. Bases 107 to 667 code for a protein of 186 amino acids. Gene Ontology annotation, biological process: protein deubiquitination.
AAGCAACACUUGAUAAGAAACGGAGGAGGAUGAAGUAGUAAGUACUAGUAUUGAAUGCCCAUCAAAUUUCAAGAACACAGCAAAGCAACCUAACCUACAACAAACAAUGGCACCCAAGAAUUCCAAUGUCUAUCACGAAAGACAAAGAUUACAGUUCUGUCUCUUACACACUCUCAAUUCACUCUUUCAGCAAAAAGAUGCAUUUACUCGAGCAAAUUUGAAUGCAAUUUCUGAAAAACUAGCACUUGAUGAUUUCUCUAACAAUGAUUCAUCAUCAUGGACACCAUUUUCAAUACUUUUCAAGCCUCAUCAUAAUGCAUUGACUGGAAACUAUGAUAUAAAUGUUCUAAUAGCUGCUUUGGAAGAGAAAGGAAAGACUGUAGUUUGGCACGAUCGUCGAAAUGGAGGAUCAUCUAUUGAUCUUGAUGCACCAGAAGAUGUUUUGAUGGGGGUUGUGAUUAAUGUUCUUGUGAAAAGAUUUGCUGGGAUUUGGAAAAGUAGACAUUGGAUUGCUUUGAGGAAGAUUGAUGGGGUUUGGUAUAAUUUGGAUAGUGAUCUUUCUAUGCCGGAAUGUUUUCAUGAUACUGAGGAAGUAAGGGAGUUCUUGGAUUCUAGUAUUGCUCAUGGUGGUGAGGUUUUGCUUGUUAUGAAUCAGAAACAGUCUUGAAAAUUUUCGGUAAAUUUUUGUGUACUUAACUCUAUUUUCUCAAUGCUUAGGUCAAAUUUUAUGCUUGUCUCAUGUAUAGUACAAGAUUGAUAGCAUUUCAAUGUAGAAUGCUAAUUGAUUCUAAUGAAUUGUCAAUGUAUGUGAUGUUGUUUUGUGUAUAACAGUUAAAUGGUUACUUCUUGAAGAUGUUCAUUGUAUGAACUUAUG